AUGGGUCGAGCACCAACUGUCGUCAUUGCUACGGAUACAAUAAAAGCCAAGAAACACAUUGAUCUUCCUGAUCUGACAAAGCGUCUUCUCGCUUUGCCUGACAACAAAACAGAACAUUUACCCGGCUAUCUACCUCUCGUACCAGGCAUGCCAGUGUUGUUACAAGAAAAUAUUGCUUGUGAACUUGGUCUCUCGAACGGUACACAAGGUAUCUUCCGUGAGUUAAUUUAUGAUCAUUCGUCAGAACUUACUACCGGUUCUGAUGAAGAACGUUUUACGGCUGAUACUGCCUUUGUGCGCAAUGCUCAAUAUGCAUUGGUAGAAAUACCCAAGUCCAAAUUGAAAAAUCUAGAUUCGCUCGAUCCAUUUAUCAUUCCUAUUCCUGUGAUCGAGAAAACAUUCGAAAUCAAUCUCGAGAAAUUGUAUGCUGACAAGGGAGUAAUUAUGAAAAUGUUCAAAGAUAAAAAACUUAAGGCUACUAUUUCUGUGAAGAGAAAAGCAUUGCCACUUAUACCGGCCUACUCUAUUACUACUCAUAAGAGUCAAGGUCAGACGCUGCCAAAAAUAGUUAUCGAUUUGAAUAUGCCACCGGGAAUGUUAGAAGUGGCAUCGGCUUAUGUACCACUAUCACGAGUAGAACAACUUACAGAUCUCGUUAUUUUACAAGACUUCAACAUCAGUGCUUUGCAAGUAAAACCAUCUAAAGGACAAAUCGCUGAGCUUAACAGACUAGCUGUACUUUUUCAACAAACAAAGCAACGUUAUGGUCAAUACUUCCUGUGA
Molecule: messenger RNA, 783 nt
Organism: Adineta steineri
Lineage: Eukaryota; Metazoa; Rotifera; Eurotatoria; Adinetida; Adinetidae
Source: the annotation of a GenBank genome assembly